Molecule: messenger RNA, 2493 nt
Organism: Serinus canaria (Common canary)
Lineage: Eukaryota; Metazoa; Chordata; Aves; Passeriformes; Fringillidae
Source: RefSeq, a predicted model, not a curated record
AUGGUGAAGCAGGCUGUCCCCCUGCGGCCCAUGGAGGUCCACAGGGAAGCAGAUGUCCACCCGCAGCCCGUGGAGGACCCCCAAGCCAGAGAUAAUAAAACCUGUUUUUACAAAUAUAUUAAUAGCAAAAGGGAGGGUAUGAACAACCUCGGUUCUCUAGUGGAUCCAGGAGUGUGGUAUUGGAAUUUAGUGACUACAGAUGAGGAGAAGGCAGAAGUGCUUAACACCUUCUUUGCCUCACUCUUUAGUGGGAAGAUGACUUGUCCUCAGGACAACUGUCUUGGGCUGGUUCAUGGUGUCAGGGAGCAGAAUGGUCCCCCUGUUAUCCAGGAGGAAGCAGUCAGAGAACUCCUGAGCUGCUUGGAUGUUCAUAAAUCCAUGGGACCUGAUGAGAUCCAUCCCGGGGUGAUGAGGGAGCUGGCAGAUGAGCUUGUGAAGCUGCUCUCUGUCAUUUACCAAAAGUCCUGGCUCACUGGUGAGGUUCCAGAUGACUGGAAGCUGGCCAGUGUGACACCCAUUUGCAAGAAGGGUAGGAAGGAGGAUCCUGGAAAUUAUAGGCCCAUCAGUCUGACCUCAGUACCUGGUAAGAUAAUGGAACAGUUUAUAUUGAGUGUCAUCACGUGGCACCUACAGGAUGGUCAGGGUAUCAGACCUGGCCAGCAUGGGUUUAGGAGGAGUGGGUCAUGUUUGACCAACCUGAUCUCCUUUUCUGACCAGGUGACCCACCUAGUGGAUGCAGGAAAGGCUGUGGAUGUUGUCUGUUUGGACUUCAGCAAAGACUUUGACACUUUCUUCCACAGUAAACUCCUGGAAAAGCUGGCAGCCCACGGCUUGGAAAGGAGCAUUCUUUGCUGGGUGAAGAGCUGGCUGGAUGGCCGGGCCCAGAGAGUGGUGGUGAAUGGUGCUGCAUCCAGUUGGCAGCCAGUCACUAGCGGUAUCCCUCAGGGAUCUGUGCUGGGGCCAGUUCUGUUUAAAAUUUUUAUUGAUGGCAUGGAUGAGGGUAUUGAUUCUACCAUUAGUAAAUUUGCAGAUGACACUAAGCUGGGAGUGUGUGUCGAUCUGUUGAAAGGUAGGGCUCUGCAGAGAGACCUGGAAUGGUUGGAUAGAUAGGCAGAGUCCUAUAAGAUGAAGUUUAACAAGUCCAAGUGCCGAGUCCUGCAUUUUGGCCACAAUAACCCCCUGCAAUGUGAUAGGCUGGGGACAGUGUGGCUGGACAGUGCCCUGGCAGAAAGGGACCUGGGGGUACUGGUCGACAGCCGACUGAACAUGAGCCAGCAGUGUGCCCUGGUGGCCAAGAAGGCCAACGGCAUCCUGGCCUGUACAACGAGGAAUAGUGUGGCCAGCAGGAUGAGGGAAGUCAUUCUUCCCCUGUACUUGGCACUGUAUCUGGUGAGGAAGAAGCAAGACAGCAAAGAGCAAGGGUUUUUUUCGGACUCUUUGGAGGCGCUCUCUAGGGAGGCGUGGUCUCGCGUGGGGGAUCGUCUCAUGGUUGCUGUCCUUGACGAUUGUUCCAUGGAUGUGAGAUCGCUGAUGGUGCACUGGCAGAAGCUGAGUGACGUUUGGCGGGGGUCUCCUGGUUAUAGCUCUCGGGGUUCGCUAGGGACCCCUUCUGUCUCGGAUGUGGAGGAGGGGGAGUCUGAUCUUCUGUAUGACGCAGGACCCUCUCCCCCACCCCGAGAGGGAGAGCUGGGGGGCGGCUCCGCCUCGGACGGCGAUGUCUGUUCCCCCGGGGUGGAUUGGGCUCCUGGCCAGCUGGUCCCGAGCCCGGCGGGGGGUGCCCCGCGGGCGUCUGGGGGCUCGGUGGAGCCGGGGGGCCGCCCUCGCCCCGCCCCGCCCCGCACGGCCGGCGGGACGUGGGGGGACCCUCCCUCCCUGUGUGCCUUCCCGGCACUUGGGGACGGCGGGCAGUCACGGGCCCCGCUACUGCCUCUGUUUGACUCUGAUUCCGUGAUGAUUCUGUGUCGGCACUGUGGCGUCUCCACCAAGUACCCCCUGGCUGCGGUAAGGACGGCUUCGCCUCCCCCUGGGUCCGGCUUCUCGGAGGGGGAGGCGGUUUCUCCCGUCCCUGGGCAAGUGCAGUCUGUGGCCGCAGCCCGGGGCGGGCUGUCCGUCGCUCCUCCGGCGGGCCCGGCCCCCGCGGCUGGGCAGCCCGCCCUGCCCCGCCCGGCGGAGGUGGUACCGGCUGCCGCCUCUCGCGGCACGGGUCCGGCGCUCAUCGGGGCUUUGCCCGCCCCCUUUGUGCCGGCCCGCUCUGACGUGACUCCAUGGGCCGUGCCCCUCUCGGCACCCGGCCCCGCCCCCGUGUCGGGGGAGGGGGGCCUCACGCCAGUUUCGCGAUCCGUGCAGGCGCCCGCGCCUGCCCCCCCCGCGGAGCCCUCUGCCGGGGCUGCGGCGCGGCAGGGCGCUGAGGUGUUUCAAUUUAGCGCGUCUACCGACGCUGCCGGCGGGAGGCCAGUGACUCCUCGGGGCCGUGGUCACUCCUCGGCUUUGUAG